This is a messenger RNA of Drosophila arizonae, 1687 nucleotides long. RefSeq names its product zinc finger CCHC domain-containing protein 8 homolog. The record is from RefSeq and is a predicted model, not a curated record. Gene Ontology annotation, biological process: RNA processing. NCBI's taxonomy places the organism in Eukaryota, Metazoa, Arthropoda, Insecta, Diptera, Drosophilidae. Gene Ontology annotation, molecular function: zinc ion binding; RNA binding. Gene Ontology annotation, cellular component: catalytic step 2 spliceosome.
AUUAAUGAACGGAAAAAAACAAUAGUAAUCGGCUAUUUAUUUAUUUAAAGUAGAAAUGGACGAAAGCGUUAUAGAAAUUAACGAUUCAAUAAUAACAAUUGGGAGCGAGGCCGAUUUGGAAGAUGGGGAAGUGCAGGAAAUAUCCACAGAGCAGAUAAACAAUGCCGCCAAUUUGCAGCAACCCCCAAUCAAAGAACCAAGCGAAGCAACGAAUGACCAGCAGAACUCAAAUACAACUGAAGAAGACUUGGUAUUCGAAGUGAGAUUUAAAAAUGUGGACGAAUAUGACAGGCUGCAAGAGCGUCUGCUCCAAGCGCUGCAGUCGACUUUUGCCGCGGAGAAAUUUGAGUACAAAACAACGGAGCAGAGGAUUACCGUGCACUCCCAAUCGAAAUCUCCAGCACCGGACAAUGAUCUAUUUAUGAUAGACACGGCGCCGACGUGCAAGCUAAAUGCCGCCCAAGUGCCUUCAUACAAACGCUGUCAUGGCGAGGUGCUCGACGAGGAGACCUUCGAAAGAAAAAAACGAAAACUGGAUGAGGUUAACAAAUGCUUCCGCCCUAAAGCGCAAUCCGCUUGCUUUAAUUGCGGUGGCACAGAUCAUUCGCUGCGUGAGUGCACGCGGCCGCGCAAUCAGGCGCGCAUUCAGCGGGCACGCAAGAAGAAGGUGGAGCGGUAUCACGUGGAUACGGAGCAACGUUUCGCGCACAUUCGACCUGGAAAGAUUAGCAGCAAGACGCGCCAUGCCAUGGGCUUUAGCCGCGGAGAGUUGCCAUUCAUGUUCUAUCGCAUGCGUGUGCUGGGCUAUCCGCCCGCCUGGCUGGAGGAGGCAAAGGUUCAAAGCUCUGGCAUAUCGCUCUUCAAUGCGGAUGGCAGCGAGGUGCAGGCACCAGAGCAAGAGGAAGGCGAAUCCGAAAGCUUUAAAUAUGAUGUCAAUAAAAUAAUCGACUUUCCGGGCUUCAAUGUGCAUCCAGGUGCCAAGUUCUAUGAUGAUUACCAGCAUCACAACGUGCCACGCUUUCAGCAGCAUCAGCUAAAAGAAAACUUUAUCAAGUCGCUGGGCGAGAAUGUGACGAAAGGCUAUAAACGCAAGAAAUUGAUAGACCUGCCGGCGUCACAUGAUACUAGUCUCAAAGACCGUGAGAAUGACACAAAUCUCGUAGAACACGAUAUGGAWCUGGAUGAUGAUGAUGAGCUGGAGCAGUCUGAAGAGCAGCCAUCUUUGCCUUUUGCAGACGCCACUGAAACUGCACCGCCGGCCAAAGAGGAGCCGAGCAAGCGCAGUCCAUCGCCCACGUUGGACGAUCUGCAAGCGCAGCAGGCGAAACUUUUACAGCAACUGGACGCCAAUACCUCCCUCAACACAAGUGAAGUGGAGACCAAGGCCGCUCCAGAUGCCGAAGUUAAUGAAAAAAGCCAAGAAAUUCCAUUGAAGCCCGCCGCUUCUAGUCAAACUGCAAUUUUCAAAGCCCCAUCCAUAGCGGGCACGCCCAUAUUGAAGUUCUCCGUGUACGACAAGCUGCCCGUGGGCGACAACUUCAAGGUGGGCGUCAGCGAUGUUAUCAACUUUGAGAAUCUGCCCGAUUCCACGGGCAAAUAUGAGCAAAUGAAAGGAGUGCUCAAGAAUGUGCGGCGCAAAAUGGAAGAGCUGCAAAACAAUGAGGAUUAAGCAAUAAGCAAGCAUUUU